This is a messenger RNA of Wyeomyia smithii (pitcher-plant mosquito), 641 nucleotides long. RefSeq lists its product as uncharacterized. The transcript has 2 exons. The coding region runs from base 89 to 448 and encodes 119 amino acids. NCBI's taxonomy places the organism in Eukaryota, Metazoa, Arthropoda, Insecta, Diptera, Culicidae. The record is from RefSeq and is a predicted model, not a curated record.
AUAAAAAUCCCCGACUUGCUCAUCAAAUCGCACAGUUCACAUCGAGCUCUUCUAACCAAACAUCCAAACCACCCGCCUGUGUAACGCCAUGAAGGUUUUCAUUGCAUUGUUCGUCGUCGCUUUGACAGCGGCAACACAAGCGUCCUAUCUGCCAACUGCCGGACUUGGAUGGAACUCCUGGAACGACUGGAACGAUUGGGAUGACCACCACGGUGUUGCUGGUUAUCCGUACGCUAAAUCUUGGUCUUCCUCCUUGUACAACGACGACGGCUGGAAUGGUCAUUUUGGCUCUUGGGGACUGCCGUGGGGAAGCUAUGGUGCCGGUUGGGGACAUUCCGGACUAGUCAAGAGCGUCGUUCCGGUGGGAAAUCAGAUUGCCGCCACUCCGGGAUCGUUACACGUUGCUCCGGUUCCACUCGGUCCAGCGCAGGAAGUGAUUACGCACUAGAGAAGAUAAGAGAGUCGAUGUGAUUGUGCUUUGAAAAGGAUCAUUUCAAAAUCAGAAAUUUUUAAGAAACCUAAGGUAAAAAUUCAAAAUAAUAUGUAUUUAAUUUCAAAACAGUAAUCUCAAAUGAUAGCUAUUAUAAUGUUACAAAUAAUUUCAAAGUUUUACGGUACAUCAAAAAUGCCAGAAAUUACAA